Messenger RNA from Triticum dicoccoides, 773 nucleotides. RefSeq lists its product as uncharacterized. The record is from RefSeq and is a predicted model, not a curated record. The transcript has a single exon. NCBI's taxonomy places the organism in Eukaryota, Viridiplantae, Streptophyta, Magnoliopsida, Poales, Poaceae. The coding region runs from base 92 to 622 and encodes 176 amino acids.
UUGCGCCUCCGCCUAUUUGGGGCCUCCAAAAUCAAAAGGGAACAUCCGAGGACGCGAGCCCCCUCCCCUCCGCUCGACUCCGCGGAUCACUAUGCUCCCGCCGCAACUCCCCGGACCCGCCGGGCACCUCCCGCUCGCCCUUGCCGUCACCGCCUCCUUCGCCAUCAGCUGCAGCGGCCGCUCCCGCCGCCGCCGCCGUGCGAAGCCCAAGCCCAUCGUGUUCCCGCCCCCGCCUCUCCGCCGCCUGGUCUCCUCCUCCCUCCGCCGCCUCCUCCCGCGCCCGCGCCCUCUCCGCGGCGGAUGGCUCGGGCGAAGGGGGAGGCGGAAGGCGCCCGCCGAGGACGUGGUGCUGCUCGUCCUCUCCCUGGCCCUGGGCGACAGGCUCGCCGUCCUCGCGGAGGCCUGGCGCGCGUCGGGGCUGGGCCAGGCGCUCGGCAUCUGGGCGGCGGUGUGGGGAGGAGCGAGGAGGAGGAAGAGGACGAGCGGGCUCCGGAGGCUCGCGGCGCUGCUGCUCGGGAUCGCGUUCUGCGCGCUCGCGUCGCAUUUCAGAGGGGCGGCGUUCCUGGAAGGCCUCCGGAAGACGGGCGGCGGCCGGAAAUUAGCGCGGACUUUCCUGCACUGAUUGAUUUAGUUUCCCUGUUCGAUUUCUUGAGGAUGCAUUUGCCCGAAACGGCGUCAGAAUUGUAGGUUUCCUUGUGCGGAUGGAUUGUGUGUUGCGGCUGCUGUUCUGCUGGAAGGCAUUCUGUUGGCGUCCUGAUGAACUGGACUGUUGA